Molecule: messenger RNA, 1748 nt
Organism: Agrilus planipennis (emerald ash borer)
Lineage: Eukaryota; Metazoa; Arthropoda; Insecta; Coleoptera; Buprestidae
Product: alanyl-tRNA editing protein Aarsd1-B
Exons: 8
Coding region: 175-1404 (409 amino acids)
Biological process (GO): tRNA aminoacylation; regulation of translational fidelity
Molecular function (GO): Ser-tRNA(Ala) deacylase activity; aminoacyl-tRNA ligase activity; nucleic acid binding
Source: RefSeq, a predicted model, not a curated record
GAUAAAUUUAAAAAUUAAAUAACUCUUUUAAUAAUAAAAUACAAAUGUUUCUUACCAAACAAAUUAUAUACAAUUUCAGGAAAUAAAUGUCACUAAAUUAUUAGUAAUUGAAGAUCAACUUUGGUAAAAGUUGGCUGGAUUUAACUCUUUUACAUAAAAACAAAAGCAUUUCAAAUGGUGUUUAAGUGCCAAGAAGAUAGCUUUCUUAAGCAGUAUACAUCAACUGUUAUUUCAUGUACCAAGUCAUCUCUUGAUACCACAAAAGAAGGCAAGAAAUCUUCUGUAAAUGGUUACGAAAUUAUACUGAAAGAUACGAUUCUAUUUCCAGAAGGAGGAGGACAACCAUGUGAUUAUGGUUUUUUAAACGAUAAACCUGUCUUCCAAGUAACAAGAAAAGAAGACAAAGCAAUAAUUUUUGUAACUGAACCUUUUAAUGUUGGUGAUUCCGUAGAACAAAAAGUUGAUUGGCCAAGACGUUUUGAUCAUAUGCAACAACAUUCUGGACAACAUUUAAUUACUGCCAUAAUAGAUCGCGAAUUUAAAUUUCCGACAGUUUCUUGGUGGCUUGGAGAAGAAGUAUCUCAUAUAGAAUUAGAUACCCCAUUUAUUACUCCUGAGCAAAUUAGCAGUGCUGAAGAAAUAGUUAAUGAAUUAAUUCGGUCAGGAAAAAAGGUGUCAGUGGAAGUGAUUAAAGAAAGUAACUCAGCUAAUGAAAUAAAAGCAAGAACUAGAGGUUUACCAGAUGAUCAUAAGGGUGAUAUUCGAAUUAUUACCAUUGAAGAUGUGGAAAGUAAUAUGUGCUGUGGCACCCAUGUUACAAAUUUAAGUCAAUUGCAAGUAAUUAAGUUGCUACACUCUGAGAAGAGCAAAAGGAAAAAUAAAACACUACUUUACUUUCUUGUUGGAAACAGAGUGUUAAAAAAAUUAAGUUCUUGCUUGGAAAGAGAAGCAAAAUUAACAACACUACUAAACAAUAAUCCUAAUCAGCACUACGAAUUGGUUGAAAGACUUCAGAAAAACACAAAAUUGAUCAACAAGAAUUUACAGUCUGUUUUAAAAGAACUAGCAAUAGCUGAAGCUCAGAAACUGAAAAAUUCUGUACCACAUCCAAAGUUUUUUAUUCAUUAUAAAAAAGAAGCUGAUGUUGACUACAUUAAUACAUUUUUAAGAGAAAUUAAUGAUACAGAAACAGUAACUUUUUUAUUCUUAGCCGUUGGAGACGAGAAAACAACAGGAAAUAUUGUUUUGUAUGGGCAAGAGUCCGAUGUGCAAAAUUUAGGAAAUCAAAUUUCUAAUAUUUUGGAAGGAAAAGGUGCAGGAAAAGGAAAAAAGUUUCAAGCCAAAGUUACCAAAAUGGCAAAUAUGAAGAAAGCUGAAGAGUUAAUAAAAAAUCAUUUCAAAUAACUUAUUAAAACUUUGGACUUAAGUAUUACACUUUGUAAACAUAUUGUUUAUGAUGUAUUUAAUUCUACAUUUAGUCAGACAUAAUGGUUUUAAUUUUGUUAUAUUGUUACUAAUUUUGAAAGUGUAUUUGUAUGUUCUUCUGCAUUAUGCAUUUAAAAAACUUGAACACUAAAUAAAUAAAUUUAAAAGAAUAAGGUGUUCUUUAACAAAGGAGAUUUUGGAAAAUCACUUUUAUUGAAUUAUUACUUACAUAACUUAAGACCUAAAAACAAUAUUGUUGUCCAUUGUAAUUGUUUUGAAGUGGUCUGCUGUAAAUAAAACAGAGCUUAUUAGACACUAUUAAA